Molecule: messenger RNA, 513 nt
Organism: Aspergillus mulundensis
Lineage: Eukaryota; Fungi; Ascomycota; Eurotiomycetes; Eurotiales; Aspergillaceae
Product: DUF4334 domain-containing protein
Exons: 2
Coding region: 1-513 (170 amino acids)
Source: RefSeq, a predicted model, not a curated record
AUGUCCAUACAGUUCAACAAAGAACCCCUCACCAACAUCCUCUCCAACAAACCCAUAACUCCUCUCGCCGCAACAACACUCUUCAACUCCCUCCCUCCCCUCGAGGCCACCGAACUCCUCGGCCAAUGGGACGGCACCUGCGCCCUAACAAACCACCCUGGCAUAACCGCCCUCAAAGCCGCGCGCUGGGUAGGCAAAACCUUCCACACAACUGAGGACGUCGACCCCAUCAUCUCCCUGGAUGAUUCUGUGACCUACGGGCACCAUGCGCCUGGAGAGGGACGAGUUGUGAAUACCUUCAUGGGCAAAGCGCGCAUCCGCGAAAUCAAAUAUAACGGCGUUGUUUCCGCCGCAAUGGUGUAUAAUGACAAGCCGAUCAUUGAUUAUUUUCGGCGCGUUGAUCACUGCACGGUUAUGGGGGUUAUGGAUGCUGCGGGUGCGGUGGAGGAUCAUCCGCUUUAUUUUGUGCUGGAGAGGUUGGAUGAGGGUUCGAGUAAGGGUGGGAAGCUCUGA